Amoebophrya sp. A120 is the source of this 599-nucleotide messenger RNA. The record is from the annotation of a GenBank genome assembly. NCBI's taxonomy places the organism in Eukaryota, Dinophyceae, Syndiniales, Amoebophryaceae.
AUGGUGCUGGUGACUAGUCGUAGAUGCAGUUGCUUCUUCUUUUUACAGCACUUGACGAGAACCCAUAUGAUGCGAUGGUACUGUUUUCAUUCUUUAACUCGAAGAUUAUGCUUCCUACGUGUACAAUCAAAACAAAUUGAUGAAGUAGUGUCAAAAAGUGCAGAAACAAUCUUUCUUGGAAGCAAUGUCAAUGUGUGUCCUGAGGCUCGUAAAGCUCUAGGUAAAUCCUGUACUACUUAAACGACGUGACACGUGAGAGCGGCCCAUCACGGCGACCAAGAUAAGACAAGUUUUGGAACAAGGUAUUGCAACAAUCAGUGCAACUUAGUGCCUGGUAGGCAAAAGAUUGCCUCCUUAUUAUACAUGACGGCCCACGAGGACCAGAUGUAAAAUUUUUUAGGCGUCUAGAGUCACUACAGCAGGUGGGAAUAAAAGCCUAUAUCAUGAUUCUUCAAAAUAUCACGACUGAGUAGCGGAUUUGUUGUUGAAGCGGCGAUGGGGCGAAGAAGCGAUGCCAAGUGUUCUGGCUGUGCAGAUGGUCGAGUAGUAGUUCUUUCUGGAAAUUAGAGUGCCAAUAAAGGCAAAUGCGCGAUUCGCUG